AUACGGAACCUGUCGGUUGCCGGGUAGUUAUUUUUACGCUCGACUACAUUAUUUUCAAAUACUUUUGCAAUGAGGCAAGAUUAAUUUGGGAUUCCGAAUACGAAAACAAUCGUUGCUGGCGAUUAAGUCACCCGAAGGUUAUGGGCGUUUUCGCGGCAUCUUUGCCAUUCCUAUUGGGUCUAUCCCUGGUCAGAUUAUCGACGCCCGUUCCAGUAUCAGCCGUACCACCAUUGUUAAACAAAUUACUUAAAGAUCAAAAUGUUACGCUCGGUUUCAUCUUAAAAGGUCUACAAGGACCGCCCGGUCGAGAUGGUAUCUCCGGAAUGUCUGGACCCCCUGGUUUACAAGGUCCACCAGGCGACCGGGGUGAUCCAGGUGUCCCUGGUAUGCCUGGUGAAGCUGGAAUGUCCGGUCCACCAGGUCUUCAAGGUCCUUCUGGUCUUGAUGGCCAGCCUGGUUCCCCAGGUUUACCAGGUCCGCCCGGUCUGAUGGGAGGCAGUGGUAUGGCUGGUCCUCCUGGUUCGCCCGGUUUCCAAGGUCCACCAGGUAUGCCCGGACCAACCGCAAUCAGAUACAACGGAACGGUGAAAUGCGAGGAAGAUACUGCUUGGUUGAGGUGUAACGAGUACAAGCACAUCAGCAUCAUUUCGGCGUUUUGGGGACGACGAAACUUCGGUCUGUGUACGGAGCACACUGGCAGCCUGUUGACGGAUAAAUACUGUCCAACCAUGCCGAAAUUCCUGACAAAGGUGAAGGAUGCUUGUGAAGGAACCACGAUGUGUGAAGUUAGAGCUACGAAAUCAUUCUUUGGUGAUACAACGUGCUACGACGUGUACAAGUAUUUAGAAGUCUAUUACAAAUGUAUCGAAGUCAUCAACGGUCACGAAGUCGUUAACGAGGACAAUCUACUCAACGCUAACUUCUUGGGUUAAACCCCGCGACUCGUUCCGAUAAAACUGACUCUGAUAAAAUCCUGUUCGUCUUUAUACAAUAUAUUUCUACUCUUCUGAAUUGCAUUCAGUACGCGGGGAUCGAAAAGCAGGUUUUUCCUGUAUUUGCAAGCAGGGCUUUCCUGUUCAAAAACUAGCGCAUGCAGCGAUAUAUAUAUACUUCUCGAGUUUUUAAGCGAAUACAUGCAGAUUCACCACGAUGGACUACGUUGCUUUUGCAGUUCUGCCUAUCCCGGACCCUUUGGGGUAGACAUUAUUUGCAAACAAACGUUGCUGUAUACUACAAACCUAUAUACCAGUCAAGCCUCGGGUUUUGUUAACAUAACAUGACGUUUCUACGAACUAUGAUGUGUAAUUUAACCAUACUGUACCAUAGACUUUGACAGUCGUCUGUAUUUAAAUAUACAUGUAAAUAACAUGGUUUAAUAGUAAAUAUGCAUUAUGCACUAACCGGCUUACUGUUGUAUAAUCGUAUAUACAUCCUGUGUAGAUUAAUCUAACGUUUGACUAAAUUUAUAUAGUCCAAUGAAUUAU
Dendronephthya gigantea is the source of this 1484-nucleotide messenger RNA. RefSeq names its product collagen alpha-2(IV) chain-like. The transcript has 4 exons. Gene Ontology annotation, molecular function: carbohydrate binding. Bases 141 to 932 code for a protein of 263 amino acids. The record is from RefSeq and is a predicted model, not a curated record. Lineage: Eukaryota; Metazoa; Cnidaria; Anthozoa; Malacalcyonacea; Nephtheidae.